AAAACGCAGGGAGCAUGCUAAAGACCUGCAGCUAUUUGCCUUGUACAAUUUGCUCAUUUCUCUUUAUUUCUCUGUUUUCCUGCACUCAUCACUUAAAGGACAAUCUUUCUUGCAAACAAAAUCCCCGGAGCCUGACUAGAGGGACUGAAGGCUCCCAGACACGGAUUGCCUGCCAGCCCCAGCACGGCGGAGCGGGCGCGGCAGGAGGCGGAGCGGGCCGCCGCACGUCCCCCGGCCGGCCGGCCGGCCCCCCCGCCAUGGGUCGGAAGCGCUGCGUGGGGGGAGACGGCUCCAAGAUGGCGGCGGGUUGCUGCGGGGUGAAGAAGCAGAAACUCUCCAGCUCCCCUCCCUCGGGCUCGGCCGGCCCGGGCGGCGGCGGCGGCGGCUCCCACUGCGGCGGGGCGGCGGCGGCGGGGGGCGAGCCGGGGGCGCUGCCCCCGCCGGGGGGCCCCCGCCUGAACGGCCUCGGGGGGCUGGCGGGGGGCGCCGCCGGCUGCGCCCUGUCCCCGCCGCUGCCGCCCAGCUGCGGCGGGGGCCCCGCCGGCCUCUCCCCGCCGUCCGCCUCGCUGCUCGCCUCCCCCGGCUCCGGCGGGCCCGGCUGCAGGAAGAUGGUGGUGUCGGCCGAGAUGUGCUGCUUCUGCUUCGAUGUGCUCUACUGUCACCUGUACGGAUACCAGCCCCCGCGGAGCCCCCGCUUCACCAACGACCCAUACCCACUGUUUGUAACGUGGAAGAUCGGUCGGGAUAAGCGAUUGCGUGGAUGCAUAGGUACUUUUUCCGCCAUGAACCUGCAUUCAGGACUCAGGGAGUACACACUUACUAGUGCCCUUAAAGAUAGUCGUUUCCCCCCAAUGACGAGGGAUGAGCUGCCACGGCUUUUCUGCUCAGUGUCUCUCCUCACUAACUUUGAAGAUGUAUGUGACUACCUGGAUUGGGAGGUGGGUGUACAUGGCAUUAGAAUAGAAUUCAUCAACGAGAAAGGAUCCAAGCGCACGGCCACCUACUUACCGGAGGUUGCGAAGGAGCAAGGCUGGGACCACAUUCAAACCAUAGAUUCCUUGUUGAGGAAAGGAGGCUACAAAGCUCCGAUCACCAAUGAGUUCAGGAAAACAAUAAAGCUAACCAGGUACCGCAGUGAGAAGAUGACGAUGAGCUACACAGAGUACCUUGCCCAUCGUCAGCAUCAUCACUUCCAAAAUGGUAUUGGGCACCCCCUUCCACCGUACAACCAUUAUUCCUGACACUGAGCCGCAUGACCAGUCACUGGACCUCUCUGCAGACCUCUUCCCAGGAGACCCUGCCCCUUCUUGGUCUAGCUAUCUCUAUUACUGUACCAUUUUAUGAUGAUAGUUUCCGUUGCCGUGCUGAGGCUCCUUAGUUGGUUCAGCUCAUCACGGCAACGGGAGGGAAAACCACGUUACUACAAAGAUCCCAGGCUUUUUUAUUACCUAUUCACUGCAGAUUUUUUUGCAGCAUAUAUACCCUUGGGUUUUUUUAUGAAAAUUUAAAUUUCUACUUCAUUAACAUUGAAUUAUAUCAAUCAAGGCUUUCUGUGACUGUGGAUGGAAGGAAGAGUUUAAGGAUUGCAGUUAGGGACGUUUUGUUUAGCAAAAAAAGGCAUUCAUGGCUUUUGCAUUAAUAGGUGUGACAGGGAAUGAAACAUAUCAGAUUCAGGUAUUAAAGGGGACAACGAAUUGCAUUUUCAUAACAUUCUCAAUAAGGUGUGUACAACAUCUCACCCUCACAGUCAAGGUUCCGUGUAGCUGUGUCCAUGAUCUGCAGGUGCAGCACGUGCAGCCAGGGCUGACACACAGAAUGCUUUUUUUUUUUAGGGGAUGAAGAGAAGCGAUUACGUGUACAGGGAGAGGUGAUGUUAACAUGGCAGCAUUUUCAGAAUCAAGUGGCCUAAUUGAUAGGGCAUGACAUAAUCCAGCAGGCUCCCAGAUCCCUUUGUCUCCCGUUGUGUGCUGGGAAUCACGGGCAACUCAGCCCUGUCAAGACUCGUCAUUAUAAUGCAUUUGUAAUGAGACGAUGCCUUUCUGAUGACUCAAAUUAGGAGUGACAUUUGUUUUCUAAAAACAGCUUGGUGAGUAGCAGAUGUCAUAUUAGGAAGAAAAUGGAUUUAGAUUUUAGUGCCUUUGACUAUAACAUAACUAUAUACUUAUAUAUGAAAUCCAUAGGAAACAUAUAGCAAAUACUCCAGACGUUCUUGCAAAACCCUGUUGAAGCUGCUCUGGCAUCAGGGGUUUUGUUUUUGUUUUUUUAUUUAAAGUGAGGGGUUUUUUUGUGUUGGUUUUUUUUUUUAAUAAUGAACUUAUUUUGGAAAAGAGAAAUCCCAGUUUUGUUCUUUCAUCUGCACUUGAACUUGUUGAGUUUUUUCAAGUCAUAAAUAGUUCAAUCAAGUUAACUAUUGUUUAAGAAAAGAAAAAAGACUGUUGUGAGAGAGCCAGGACAAGUAUUACUGUUACUUGUUUUCAUCUAUUGCAGGAAUAGUGCUUGAGAGCUGUAAGUACUGUGUAAUAAUUCUGAUACCCCUCCACACGGUGGAAGAAAGAAAAAACCGCUUGGAACUUUUUCCUGCUGUAAAAAUAGGAUUUAGUACAAGGUAUGUGUGAUAUAUUUGCAAGGCCAGUCGAUGGCAGGAGCUCCCUCCUUCCUCCUGUGCCUGCAGAGCUCCCACUGCUGCUGUUGCAGCUCGGUGUGUGUUCUGGGGGACAGCACAGGCCGUCUGGAAAGACAGAAAAGACCUUCGUGAUACGUGUUAGUAAACCACAGGAAACAGAAAUUCCAGUUAUUUUGAAUAAUGAAUGUAAAUAUAGAGAGAUAUAAAAUUCAAGUAGGGAAAAUCCAUUAAAAUUCAGUUGUUAAAAAAAGAUUGGACUAACUGUAAAAAUGUUUCAGUUGGGUUUGAAAAGCAGGUAAGGAUAAAUUAUGCUCAUCCCUUAUGCAAGGUUAGCUCUGCCACUUAAUUUCUAUGGAGGUUCUUGUAGAAGGUCUUUGGUAUUCCUUCAUCCACAGCAUUCCUGUCCAAAUAUUCCCAUUUUCAGUUGUGAUGCCUUAAUUUAUAAGCGGAGGACCUGAAAUUUCAGGAGCCAAGAGAUGCCAGCCAGAAGCUGCAAAAAUUAGUAGAUGUUUAUACAGAGGCUAUUUUGGAUGAUAAUACUGUUGUCUUGUUUCUACUUGGGGAACACUUUUAGAGGAAUUAGUCUUCAAGUGGAAAUGUGAACAAGUGGCUACCUGAUAGAGUUGUUGUGUUGGUUUUGGGUUUUUUUUCUUGCCCUUAUAGGGAACCUGAGCACAAACUGAAUCAUUCUGCUGCAAAAAAAAAAAAAAAAAAAAAAAGUCAUCCAACCCCAUCUUUAUCUGUCAUCUCGUUACAGCUCGCUCGUGCUUCUGCAUGAGCUCAUUGUUAGAAGUUUUUUAAAAAGAUCUAUUAUAUAUAAAAAUAUAUAUGUAUUGAAAGGUGCUAAUCAACCUCAAGAAGGUCACGUGACUGGUCAUGCGGAUCUAAAAAAUCAUAUCAGAUUUUUUAAAAAAUCUUCGAUAUAUGCAGAUGUUAUACAGAAUUUCUUACCAGUGUAAUAAUGAUAUACUGAUGAAUAAACAAUCCUGCAGGUUUUUAAGGACAAGGUCAGCAAUACUUCCCACCAUGGCUUGGGGGAGAAAAGGAUAGUUUUGUCUCCUUUUUGUACACAGCAUAAUGCACAAUGCAUUUUUGUCUAUCUCUUAGUAGCUGUUGCUUAAAAAUAUAGUUCAAGGGUGUUACACAAACUGUAAAGGUGUGCUUUUGGACCGAGCUCAUGCCAGACCCUUCUGGACCAGAGUUUUGUAUCACUAAUUAAAAAACUGUUACAGAGUCUGUGGUCAAUCAGAUCGUAUGAUAUUUUUCUUAAAAGAUUGGAAUAAUCAGUCUACCUACAGUGUUUCUAGGGCACCUACCUCCUCAGCACAUGGUGCUGAAACCGCUGCAGAUUGUUUCUGUGUAAUUGUGGGUUUCUUUGUACCAAACGUGCAGCUCACUGUGACAUGCACUGGCACAGAAUAGGUCUGUUUGCUUAGAGCUGAUCAGCAAUUGCUCUCACAAAUGUCAUUCCCUCGGAGUUAUGUUCAAGUACCUUUCAGUUGUAUCGUUGGGGUUAGCUACAGAUUUGUUUUUCAUUUGGGGUACUUUAUAGAAGUUAAGGUACAACCAAGCAGCUUGUAUUUCACUGUUCGUUAAGUUGAAAUGCUGAUUUUAUUUUUUUUUUUUUCUGAGCACUACUCAGUUUGCCUUAUUCCAUUAAGGAGAUUGUUGGGGGCUUUUGUUUUUUUUUUUUUUUCAUCCUCUUGCUCCAUGUUCCUAAAAACCCUGUUCUGUAAACUGAGAUAGACAACCAAAACCGUAGACUCGAGGUGAAGCAGCUGUUACUCAGCGGUGCUCCGAGUGGCCUUCCCGCUGCUGUGGCUGCGGCAGGGAGGGCCCAGCCCGGGCCUGACCUCAGAGCUGCUCUGGAGCCCGGGGGGGGCACAGCCACUGGCACACCUGGCGUUUGUGUACGGACCUCUCUACUUGUCUUCAACCGUGCGGGUUUUUCAAGUUGUUGUCUGGAGUAGGUUACAUCUCUUAUGUGUGUUAGAUCGAACCAAAGAAGCCUCCAGCCAUGCCCAAAUGCUGCUCCUAAAGCCUGCCUUCCAGUCCUUACAAGAAUCCCUGCAGGAUUAAAUGUGUUAACUUUUUUAUUUUUGUACAGUUUCUAACUGAUUUUUUGCUAGUGAUGUUAAUUAAGUUUAUUUGGGGAGUCUGAAUAUCUCCUCCAUUUAAAUAAACUGGUGACUUUCCUUUUAUGUUAAAAAAAAAAAAAAAAGGUUAAAAAAAAAAAUAAAAAAAGAGAAACCCAAAGUGUGCCUCUCAGAUUUAAGGGUUUCUGGUUACAUUUAUUCUUAAGACCAGCAAUGAUUCUUUAUAUACAAAGAUAUGUUUUCCUCGUUUUUUUAUUACUGUUAAAGAAAAAAAAAUAAAAAAGAUAAACCUCUUUCUUUGCUCUGGACCCAGUAAUUGCGCUGGUACAUAAACGCACUGAGAAAACAAACUUUUGUUUGAAACUUUUGUAACAACUUAUGACUGUUUUUGUAUAUCAAAGUUGAUUCUUUUCAAGAUAUUUGGAUCUAGUUUCUAAGUUAUUUUAGCGUUUUAUAUGUUACAAAAAAAAAAAGAAAAAAAAAAUUACUUUAAAUUGUUCACCAGCAUCUUGAGUUAUCUUCAAUGCCGUGGUGACACACAGGGGGCUUGAGCUACCUGGAGUAGCUUGUAAAGCCUCGCUCUUCUCCUUCCUUCCUUAGCAACUUGAUUGAUUACAAUAAUAUCACAGAUUACCUGAACCCCCUUCCUUUAUAACUAGAUCCUCCUUCCUUCCACAUUUAAUUGCUAUUAGUGUGAAGAAACUGUUGAAAUGGGCAUUUAAUAUAAGUACGGCUUCAAAAGAGAAAAAUGAGGAAAAAGAAAAAAAAAAUGCUAGAAGGUUAUCUGUGGGUCUGUGAGAUAUGGCUGUGGAAAGAUAUUGUAGUAGUUUUAACACUAUUGUUAUUACCUUUUAAAUCAUUUACCCAAUAAAAUAAGGAAAAAGAAUCA
Empidonax traillii (willow flycatcher) is the source of this 5608-nucleotide messenger RNA. RefSeq names its product Alport syndrome, mental retardation, midface hypoplasia and elliptocytosis chromosomal region gene 1 (gene AMMECR1). The coding region runs from base 15 to 1241 and encodes 408 amino acids. The transcript has 7 exons. The record is from RefSeq and is a predicted model, not a curated record. NCBI's taxonomy places the organism in Eukaryota, Metazoa, Chordata, Aves, Passeriformes, Tyrannidae. Gene Ontology annotation, cellular component: nucleus.